AUGGUAAGUGGUUUAAACAAAAGCAUUAAAAUUUGGCAAUUUUAAUAAGUAUAAUUGUUGGAUAAUGGAAUACAAACAGAAAAACAGAAGAUUGGAUGGAGGAUUUCUGGAAGAUAUGAUUUAAUAAAUAAAAAAGAAUCCCUUCCUUUUUUAUUAAUUUAGACUAUGCAAUAAAAUAUUAUUCCAACUUUAAUUUAAAUUUCAUGUAUAUAAUUUAACCAAAAGUAAUAGAAAAAGAAAAAGAUUUGUUGUGUAAGCAACACAAAUAACAAAUUGAAAGUGUGAUUCUUGAUCCCUAACUAAGAAGGGAUUAAAGGCUCUUGUGCAAGUCAUGUCUUCCAUACUGCUUAGAUCUUGGAUUAUCAAUCACUCAAAUAAAGCUUUGAUAACAAACAAAAAGAAAAGAUUGCUUUAUACGACAAUAAUCAAGCCUUAAAUUCAAUGCAUUGAAGGCUUUCAAAAAAUUAUAUAUGAAUUAAAAACAAGAUUAAUCAAUAAGUCGAUUAUCUACUUUGGCUUUCAAAAGAUUGGAUCACUACUUUAAUUGAUACUAUAUCUUAAUACAGCAUCUUAGGAGUAUUAGAUUUAUUAAUCUCAAAAAAAAUUUCUGUCUUUGAUCCAAUAACAAUGA
This is a messenger RNA of Paramecium sonneborni, 631 nucleotides long. NCBI's taxonomy places the organism in Eukaryota, Ciliophora, Oligohymenophorea, Peniculida, Parameciidae. The record is from the annotation of a GenBank genome assembly.